AAACGGCAGUGGGAGCGUAUUCUAGGAGUCAGUGGUUCAUUUUUGGAAAAAUGUCGAGUGAUUACGAGUCGAACCCCUCAGUGACCAAUUUACGCAACUACCUGAGGAUCCGUAGCGUACAUCCCAACAUUAAUUACGAUGAAUGCAUCACCUACCUCCGAGGUCAGGCUGCAGAGAUGGGCCUCUCUGUGCAAGUCCACGAGCCUCUGCCCAAGAAGCCAAUCCUUGUGAUGACCUGGCCUGGUUUGGAACCUAACCUACCCAGUGUAUUGUUGAACUCUCAUAUGGAUGUUGUACCAGUGUUUGAGAAAAGUUGGAGUCAUCCCCCAUUCGAAGCUCACUUAGUGGACGGCGUCAUCUACGGCCGAGGAGUGCAAGAUAUGAAGUCUGUUGCUGUGCAGUAUAUUGAGGCAGUCAAGAAACUCAAGGCUAAUGGCAUCAGACUGAAACGGACCCUCCAUCUUUCGUUUGUACCAGAUGAGGAAAUAGGCGGAGGUCCUGGUAUGGGUAAAUUUGUGCAGACAGAAGCCUUCAAGAACCUGAAUGUUGGGUUCGCGUUGGAUGAAGGCAUGGCCAGCGCUACCGACGAGUACCUGAUUUACAAUGGAGAAAGGACUAUUUGGCAUAUGAAGAUCAUCUGCCCGGGCAAGUCAGGACAUGGGUCCCUGUUGCUGCCCGAUAACAGCGGAGAAAAGCUAAGAUACAUGGUGGACAAACUUAUGGAUAUACGCGCAGAAUCUAAGAAGAAGCUCGCUGACAACCCUAACUUGACCAUUGGUGAUGUCACAACUGUCAAUCUUACCAUGCUAUCUGGUGGUAUCCAAAACAAUGUUGUGCCAGAAAAGUUGACUGCCAGUUUUGACAUCCGCAUCGCGCUGUCUGUCGACCAAAAAGAAUUUGAGAAUCAGAUAAGACGUUGGUGCUCUGAGGCUGGUGACGGUGUGACGUUCGAGUUUGAACAGAUGGAUCCCUACGUGGCUCCAACGCAGCUGAACGAAUCAAAUGCUUUCUGGGUGGCUUUUAAAGCUGCCGCGGAACAAUUGAAAAUCUCGAUGAAAAUCUGCACAUUCCCCGGCGGUACGGACAGUCGGUAUUUAAGAGAGCUCGGUAUUCCGGCGAUCGGUUUCUCUCCAAUGUCCAACACCGCUCCAGGCUUGCACGAACACGAUGAACAUUUGAGAGCUGACACAUUCCUACGAGGGAUCCAGAUCUACGAGAGCCUUAUCCCUGCCGUGGCCAAUGUUUGA
Messenger RNA from Spodoptera exigua (beet armyworm), 1247 nucleotides. The record is from the annotation of a GenBank genome assembly. Lineage: Eukaryota; Metazoa; Arthropoda; Insecta; Lepidoptera; Noctuidae.